AUGGAGUCCAUGUUUGAGGAUGACAUCAGCAUCCUGACCCAGGAGGCCCUGGGGCCCAGUGAGGUGUGGCUGGAUGCCCCUGGAGACCCCUCGCUGGGGGAGGACAUGUGCUCUGCCUCCCACUUUGCCCUGAUCACGGCCUAUGGAGACAUCAAGGAGAGGCUGGGGGGCCUGGAGAGGGAGAAUGCCACCCUCCGCCGCCGCCUCAAAGUCUACGAGAUUAAGUACCCACUGAUCAGUGACUUUGGGGAGGAGCAUGGUUUCUCUCUAUAUGAAAUCAAGGAUGGUUCCCUGCUGGAGGUGGAGAAAGUCAGCUUGCAGCAACGGCUCAACCAGUUCCAGCAUGAGUUGCAGAAAAACAAGGAGCAGGAAGAACAGCUUGGGGAGAUGAUCCAGGCUUAUGAGAAGCUCUGCGUGGAGAAGAGUGACCUGGAGACGGAACUGGGAGAGAUGCGGGCCCUGGUGGAGACCCACCUGCGGCAGAUCUGUGGUUUGGAGCAGCAGCUGCGGCAGCAGCAAGGCCUCCGGGAUGUAGACUUCCCUAGCCUGAGCCCCCCACCUGCCCCUGCCCCGCCCUGUGCUGAUCUGGACCUUCACUACUUGGCUCUGAGAGGGGGAUCCGGCUUGAGUCACGCAGGCUGGCCAGGCGCCACGCCGAGUAUGAGUGAACUGGAGCGGCGGCGGCUGGAAGAGGCCCUGGAGGCUGCCCAGGGAGAGGCCCGAGGGGCUCAGCUUCGGGAGGAGCAGCUCCAGGCUGAGUGUGAGCGGCUGCAGGGGGAGCUGAAGCAGCUGCAGGAGACCCGGGCCCAGGAUCUAGCCUCCAACCAGUCGGAGCGGGACAUGGCGUGGGUGAAAAGAGUUGGGGAUGAUCAGGUGAACUUGGCGCUGGCUUACACGGAGCUGACAGAGGAGCUUGGCCGGCUUCGGGAGCUGAGUUCCCUGCAGGGGAGGAUCCUGAGGACGCUGCUGCAGGAGCAGGCCAGGAGUGGCGGCCAGAGGCACUCGCCGCUGUCUCAGCGCCACUCCCCGGCCCCCCAGUGCCCCUCGCACUCCCCGCCGGCCCGCGCGGCGCCCCCCUGCCCCCCAUGCCAGUCCCCUGUCCCCCAGCGCCGCUCCCCUGGACCCCCCUGCCCCUCGCCCCAGCAGCGCCGCUCUCCAGCCUCGCCCUCCUGUCCGUCGCCCGUCCCGCAGCGCCGCUCGCCGGUGCCGCCGCCGUGUCAGUCCCCCAGCCCGCAGCGCCGCUCCCCAGGGCCCCCCACCUGCCCGGCCCCGCAGCCCCGGCCUCCGCCGCCCCCGCCGCCCGGGGAGAGGACGCUGGCCGAGCGAGGCUACGCCAAGCCGCCCAGCCACCACGUGAAGGCCGGCUUCCAGGGCCGGCGCAGCUACUCAGAGAUGGCAGAGGGCGCGGGCUACGCGGGCGCCUCCCCGCCCUGGCUGCAGGCCGAGGCGGCCACGCUGCCCAAGCCGCGGGCCUACGGCGGCGAGCUCUACGGCCCCGGCCGGCCCCUCAGUCCGCGGCGCGCCUUCGAGGGCAUCCGCCUGCGCUUCGAGAAGCAGCCGUCGGAGGAGGAGGAGUGGGCCGUGCCCGCCAGUCCGCCCAGUCCGGAGGCCGGCGCCAUCCGCUGCGCCUCGUUCUGCGCGGGCUUCCCGGUCCCCGAGUCGCCCGCCGCCACCGCCUACGCCCACGCCGAGCACGCGCAGUCCUGGCCGUCCAUUAACCUGCUGAUGGAGACAGUGGGCUCUGAUAUCCGCAGUUGCCCCCUCUGCCAGCUGGGUUUCCCAAUCGGGUACCCAGAUGAUGCCCUCAUCAAACACAUUGACUCCCACCUGGAGAACAGCAAGAUCUAG
Messenger RNA from Rangifer tarandus platyrhynchus (Svalbard reindeer), 1848 nucleotides. NCBI's taxonomy places the organism in Eukaryota, Metazoa, Chordata, Mammalia, Artiodactyla, Cervidae. The record is from the annotation of a GenBank genome assembly.